AUGACAGACGUAUAUGUACAGGAAAAGGCCGAAUUUGUCAAGGAUAUGCAGGAUGUCUUUGAACGUCUCUACAAUCUAGCGACCACGACCAAUCUCCACAUAGCAGACAUCACACCAAGGCUCGAAUGGCUCAACGAGUACACAGACCAACUGCCGUCGGAUGCUCAAGAUGACCACAGCGAAAACAUAUCAGACUCGCUUGCCGCCCUUGCUGCCAUUCAAAAAUACGUUCGCAGGAUGCUCAAGGAAAUUAGGGACGGGCGUCUGAGGACAAGGGAAUAUAUCGCAGAGGACGUCGAAUGA
Coprinopsis cinerea okayama7#130 is the source of this 303-nucleotide messenger RNA. RefSeq lists its product as hypothetical. The record is from RefSeq and is a predicted model, not a curated record. NCBI's taxonomy places the organism in Eukaryota, Fungi, Basidiomycota, Agaricomycetes, Agaricales, Psathyrellaceae. The transcript has 2 exons. The coding region runs from base 1 to 303 and encodes 100 amino acids.